UGGAUCUGUGUUCAGACACGGAAGCGGUAUUAGAACGGGAAUACUCUAGUGCAGUCGGGGUCCGGUUCUGUUACAUUGGUGGCAAGCGGUGGGAUUGUGCUUCCAAGCUGUGAACAUGUCCAAACCACCACCAGGAUUCAAGAUCAGGAAAGGAGACGUCGGUCACCCCAAUGGAGAUAUGGACCUGGCAUCAGAGUUCCCAGGGCUGCUGUGGAUCGUUCUUGCAACAUACCCCAGGACUGUGUCUGCAGAUCAGUAACUGGAGCUCAGGGAGCGGAUUUGGGAGGUGCUUUGGAGAGAAGCCCUCCAGGUUGCUGGUAUGGACAAGGGCAAGUGCUAUCCAACCCCAGGGGAAUGGGCCAGGGACCAUCGGAUGUUACGGAUGCCAUUCCUGGGAGAGCAACCCCAGAAGCAAUGGGUGACCGAGUUGGACAGGCUGGUCCAGCAGGAGAUAGAGCUGGACAACAGAUAUCUGGCUUUGCAAUG
Molecule: messenger RNA, 486 nt
Organism: Staurois parvus
Lineage: Eukaryota; Metazoa; Chordata; Amphibia; Anura; Ranidae
Source: the annotation of a GenBank genome assembly